Messenger RNA from Theileria orientalis strain Shintoku, 606 nucleotides. Its product is annotated as 60S ribosomal protein L13. Gene Ontology annotation, cellular component: ribosome; cytosolic large ribosomal subunit. Bases 1 to 606 code for a protein of 201 amino acids. The record is from RefSeq and is a predicted model, not a curated record. Gene Ontology annotation, molecular function: structural constituent of ribosome; mRNA binding. Gene Ontology annotation, biological process: translation; negative regulation of translation. Lineage: Eukaryota; Apicomplexa; Aconoidasida; Piroplasmida; Theileriidae. The transcript has 4 exons.
AUGUUUAAGGAGACUGUGACCAUUGAUGCCAAGGGACAUCUUCUGGGCCGUCUGGCUUCAGUUGUCGCCAAGGAAUUAUUAUCUGGACAGAAGGUCGUGGUUCUCAGAUGUGAAGAACUUAACAUCAGCGGAUCACUAUUCAGAAAUAAGCUUAAAUACCAGAGAUUCUUAAGAUUAAAGACGAAUACCAACCCGAACCACGGUCCUUUCCAUCUCCGAAGCCCCUCUAAGUUUUUUGCAAGGGUGGUGAGAGGAAUGCUCCCACACAAAACUAAGAGAGGAGCGGCCGCUUUGAGGAGACUCAAGACAUUUGAGGGUGUUCCUCCCAAAUAUGCCGAAAACAAGAAGAUGGUUGUGAAUCCGGCACUUCGUUUUCUCAAGUUGAAGCCCGGGAGGCGCUACUGCCGUUUGGGUGAUGUCUUAACAAAGGUUGGAUGGAACUACGAUGGCCUCGUUAAGAAGCUUGAGAAUCGCAGGAAGGAACGCUCCAAGGAGAUGCACAGGGCCAGAAGCUCACUGAGAGCCAAGGCUAAGAACGCCAAAUUGGCAGCCUUGGCCAAGCUCCCGGAGGAAUCCAGGGCAAUUUUGACCGAACUUUCUGCCUAA